Messenger RNA from Durio zibethinus, 2250 nucleotides. The record is from RefSeq and is a predicted model, not a curated record. NCBI's taxonomy places the organism in Eukaryota, Viridiplantae, Streptophyta, Magnoliopsida, Malvales, Malvaceae.
CCUGAGCUAUCUACCGUAAGUCCAAACCUAACUGAGGCUCAGCCAGAGUUUCCGAAGCAAGGGCCCAUGAGCACCUUUUAUUUAUCAAUAAACAAUUAUGUUAGUAACUCCCGACGAAAUUCCAUCUCCCUUUCCCUCUCUUGUUGCUCACACUCACAGCUUUAGCCUUUCAGCUUUCAAUUCACUGCCUCACUCUGUUUAUUGUAGGAAGUCGCUUCACUCAAUAAAAGGUCAUAACUAUUUCUUGAAACUUGGUAGUUUGUACAUUGAAAGAAUUUAAUGGCAGGCAAUGGCCUGUCAUCUCUGGGUCGUGUAAAGCUUACUGAUCUCACACCCUCUGAAGGCCUUCCUUCAGACUCUUACAAGCUAUCAGUCUCUACUUUAUCACAAUCAUUUGCACAAUAUUCUGCUGCCAUCAUUCAAUUUCCUGCUACUGAUGGAGCCCUUUUGAGAUCUGGUUUGGAUUCUGCUUGCCUUUACUUCCAACAAAAGGCUGCAUACCCAUCUGCAGACAUGAUUCAGACAAAUGAUUCUCGUGAGUGGUGCAAAACAUCUGGUUACUAUGCUGAUCCCCAACUAUGGCAGGAAACUUAUGAUUACAGACCAGGCCUAACUCCUCCAGAGCCCAGCAAUGGAAUCGAGUUUCCUCCGGCUGGUUUGCCUGACAUAUUUGGCUUGCUUGGCAGGGCAGCUCGAGAUGUACUGGAUGCAAUCAGCUAUUACUUGACCUUGCGAAGCUGUCCCUUUACUGAAGUACUUGAUAAUGUACCCUUAAGAAGCCGCGAAAUAUCUUCUUCAGUAUUAUCUGUGUGCUGUCAUGGCAGGCCUUCUUUUCAGGGAGCACAACACCACAAUUUAACAACACAGGAUGAUGGCCAAUUGAUCAUGUUCCCUGACCAUGAGCACCCGGUUGAUAAAAGCUUAAUAUCUGUUGUAAAAUCAGAUAAGGCGGGUUUACAUGUAAGAGAUUUUCAUGGCCGGUGGAUUCUUGUAGAUGGGGACCUUGGUCCACAAGAAGCAGUUGUUUAUCCUGGACUCGCACUUUAUCAAGCUACUGCAGGUUAUGUCAAUCCAGCACUGCACAGGACAGAGAUUAAUAAUAUUCCAGGUAACUCGUAUGGACGAUGCUCUUUGGCUUUCAAACUCAUGCCCAAAUCUAUGACCAGUCUCAGUUGCUCAGAGAUGAGAGCUGCUGGUCAUGGGGUUGAAGCUCAGUUCCAGCUUCCAGUACCAGUGGAUGACUUCAUGCAGAGAUCUCACCCAACUGAUCAGCUCUUUAAUAGAAAUACUUUCCAGAGUUACAAUUUCCCCACAACCCAAGAUGGAUCUAUGAAGCCCUUGACUAGAAGAAGGAAGAAUGAUACAAGAUGCAAACCUCUGCCUCCUUCCAAGAGGUUACGGCUUGAGGCACAACGAGUGCUUAAGGAAAGGGUUCAGGAAAUUGCGGAUAAGAAGGGCAUCAAACUAAGGUUUUGUAACCUAAAAGAGUGCGAGAAUCACAUUCAUGCACCAGAUAGCCCUUGUGCCAAUAUUAGAAUGGAAAUUGGGUGGCCACAUGGAGUGCCGUUUGUUCAUCCUCAUGAUCUACCUAAUAAGGCAAAGAUUGGGUUACUUGAAGCAUAUGAACCUGGUUGGACUGCAACUCAUGAUAUGGAAUUAAGCCUAACGGAACCUGGACAGGCCAGUCAACAGUCAGCAAACUGUAACUUGACAUGGUUCAACCAUGUUCAUGGACUAUAAAGCUUUUAUGUUAUUGAAGUAGUGGCAUUGUUGGGUGAUUUCAUUCUGGAAUCACCAUGAACAUGUUCCUGAUUGUUUUGCAAGAUCUCAACUUGGUGGGUUCUUGUCCUUUAUUCUACCUUCAGUUCAGGACAUGAGCUGUUCUGCUGAAAUCCCAUCUCUUCCUGAUUUGAGUUGCACUUACACUGGACAAUUCUCACAGAAGGCAAAGCCACUACACGUCUGCAAAAAUCAGUAUGGAGUUCCAAUGCAACCAGCAUGAGCUGUUUUGCCAAAAUCACAUCCCUUCAUAAACUGAAAUGGAUUUCACUGUUCAAUUAUCAAACAAGACACAAGUGACUAUACUUGUCUGUAAUCGAAAGAAUACAUUGUCUGUGAAUGGUUCGAUUUUAGGAAAAUUCACUCUUUGGUCUUAAGGUUCUUUCUUGGUCAUUUUUCUUUGGUUUUUGAAGUUAUCCAUGUUUCAUUUUUCAUUUUGUAGAGAAGAUACGGAGAUAUAACGGGCAGAGG